AUGCGAAGCCCUAUGAUUAUUGUGUAUAUUGUGACCAUCCAAGUGGUCUUUGGAAACAAGUCGUUUUUACAAUAUUUGAAAAAUCAAGCGAACAAUUUGGAGAAAGGCCUUCAUUCUGUCAUCAAAGGAGGGGAAUACAGUAACAAUGACCAUGUUGCGUUUUCAGCUUAUCAGUCUAAAGCUAAAAGUUACAAACUACAUGAAACAUGGAUCCAUGAUAAAGUUCUUUUAAACGAAGGCAAUGCAUACAACAAGGUAACAGGCACAUUUAUAGCACCUUCUGGUGGAACAUAUGCCUGCACCUGGUGCACACUGACAGACCCAUGGAAAACAGCUCACCCUUACCUGAGGGUUAAUGGUCAUUACAAGGGAUUUACAGCAUUCAACAAUUCCCACACUUCACAGAGUGUUUGGAGUAGCGGUUCGAACACGAUUUUUGUUCGUCUGAAGAAGGGAGACAGGGUUGAUAUUGCUUCUGGGUACCUGGCAGCUUAUGCCAGAGAAAACUGGACUUCGUUCUCCGGCUGGAAGAUAUACUAA
This is a messenger RNA of Saccostrea cuccullata (small rock oyster), 540 nucleotides long. Its product is annotated as heavy metal-binding protein HIP-like. Gene Ontology annotation, molecular function: protein binding. The transcript has 2 exons. The record is from RefSeq and is a predicted model, not a curated record. NCBI's taxonomy places the organism in Eukaryota, Metazoa, Mollusca, Bivalvia, Ostreida, Ostreidae. The coding region runs from base 1 to 540 and encodes 179 amino acids.